Molecule: messenger RNA, 3073 nt
Organism: Medicago truncatula (barrel medic)
Lineage: Eukaryota; Viridiplantae; Streptophyta; Magnoliopsida; Fabales; Fabaceae
Product: probable LRR receptor-like serine/threonine-protein kinase At1g05700
Exons: 13
Coding region: 133-2892 (919 amino acids)
Biological process (GO): protein phosphorylation
Molecular function (GO): ATP binding; protein binding; protein kinase activity
Source: RefSeq, a predicted model, not a curated record
GUCUGUCUAUAUUAACACAUAUAGCUGAAAUACCUGCUCAUCUUUUGUAUCCAUAUAACUAAGAUUUUGGUUUUGCUAUGCUAUUUUCUUUCUUUCACUCUUUCUUUUUGUUGACUAAUUAUAUAUGAUUCCAUGCAACAUAUUCAUGACAGAUUAAUUACAAAGAAAGAACCACCCCAGAUGGUAACCUUAAUGUUAAACUCCAUCGUAUUGCUUGCCUUGGUGCCAUUUAUUUGCAUUACUCAAGCCAAUUCUGAACAACUACACACACCUGUUUCAACAGAAAUUGCUAACAAUGAAAAUCCUGGUUUUAUAAGCAUUGAUUGUGGAUCAGUAAUCGAUUACUUGCAAGAGGAUACCGGAAUUUGGUAUAAGACAGACAAAGGGUUUGUGGAAACAGGAGAGAAUCAUGUGACUUCAUCCACUAUCAACUUAAACUAUCUUUACUUUGGGAAACAAUUAACCACGUUGAGAUGUUUCCCAGAAGGAGAUAGAAAUUGUUACACAUUGAAACCUAAAGAGGGUAAAAAUAAAAAGUAUAUGAUUCGUGCUUUCUUUUCAUAUGGAAAUUAUGAUGGCAAAAAUCAAACACAAUCUUUUGAUUUAUAUCUUGGAGUUGAUCUUUGGAAAAAAAUCAAUUUCAUUAAUACUGUUGAUUACUCUUACACGGAGAUCAUACACACUCCUUCAUCUAACACUAUAAAUGUGUGCCUUGUAAAGACUGGUCCAACAAUCCCUUGCAUUUCAUCAUUGGAAUUGAGACUUUUAAACAAUUCCAUUUAUCAGAAUCAACAGAUAAUCUCUACCACUGAUCCACAACCUCUGUUGAAAAUUGAAGCUAGGUUUGAUGUUGGCCCCUCACCUUGUUCAAACAAACACGCUAGGUACAAAGAUGAUGUGUAUGAUCGGAUAUGGCUAUGUGACCAAUUCUUGUACGAAAAUAAUGAUUGGUAUCCAUUGGGUUUGGAUGAAUCCAUAAAUAUGGAUCCAGAAAUCAAUAAUGAUGCUUAUAAAUUACCAUCCAAAGUAUUAAGGAGUACAGCCCAACCAAAUAAUGUGUCACACCCCUUGGGAUUUAUUUAUGAAUAUACAUAUUCUCCACCCCUAGACAAAACAUAUGAAUAUUAUGUCUAUUUUCACUUCAAUGAAAUUGAGAAACUUUCAGGUGGUAAAAAAAGAAAAAUAAACAUCACAGUAAACUAUAAACCUGUGCUCUCUCAGCCCUUAGUUCUUGAUUACUUGAAACCUAUUACACUCAACUACAAAACUCAAGGGGAUGUUUGGUUCAACAUUAGUGCAACCUCAGAUUCUGAUCUUCCUCCUGUGCUCAAUGCUUUUGAGAUUUAUCAGUUCAUAACCCAACUUGAUUCACCAACAGACGCUCAAGAUGUUGGAGCAAUCAUGGAUAUCAAAAGCUCCUAUGAGGUGAAUAAAUUGAGUUGGCAAGGAGACCCAUGUCUUCCUAAGCAAUAUGCAUGGGAAGGUCUAGUUUGCAAAGGUGAUACCAUUCCAAGGAUCACAUCUUUGAACCUGAGCUCAAGCAAAUUGACAGGGGAGAUAAAUAUUUGGUUCUCGUAUCUUACAGAACUAAAAUUUCUGGAUUUGUCAAACAACGAGUUGGAAGGGCCUUUGCCAGAAUUUCUAGCACACUUGCCAAAUUUAAAAGUUCUCAAUCUAACGGGAAAUAAGCUCUCUGGUUCGAUUCCAAAUGCUCUAAAGAAAAAGGCAGAUUCAACUUUGCAAUUAAGUGUGGAUGACUAUCUUGAUACUUGUAACAUGCGUUCGUGCAAAAAGAAGAACAUUGUUGUACCAAUUGUUGCAUCACUUUCAGCAUUAAUUAUAAUCAUAUUGAUCUCUCUCGGAUUUUGGAUAUUCAAAAGACAAAUAGUGGUGCCUUCUAAUUCUAAGAACAAGGGUUCGCUGAAAUCAAAACAUCAAAGAUUCAGUUAUACUGAAAUUCUCAAUAUUACUGAUAACUUCAAAACUAUUAUUGGAGAAGGAGGAUUUGGAAAAGUUUAUCUUGGCACUCUUCAAGAUCAAACUCAAGUUGCUAUUAAGAUGCUUUCACCAUCAUCAAUGCAAGGUUAUAAAGAAUUUCAAUCAGAGGCACAACUUCUAACGAUUGUUCAUCAUAGAAAUUUGGUCUCUCUCAUUGGGUAUUGUGAUGAAGGUGAAAUUAAAGCAUUGAUUUAUGAGUACAUGGCCAAUGGAAAUCUACAACAACAUUUAUCAGUGGAAAAUUCAAAUGUCUUGAACUGGACUGAGAGACUCAACAUUGCAGUUGAUACAGCAUAUGGAUUGGAUUAUUUACAUAAUGGAUGUAAACCACCUAUUAUGCAUAGAGAUUUGAAGCCUUCCAACAUACUACUAGACGAAAACUUGCAUGCAAAGAUUGCUGAUUUUGGUCUAAGUAGAGCUUUUGGUAAUGAUGAUGCUUCUCAUAUAUCCACACGACCUGCUGGUACAUUUGGUUACGCUGAUCCUGAAUUUCAACGAUCAGGAAACACAAAUAAGAAAAAUGAUAUCUUUAGCUUUGGGAUAAUUCUAUUUGAGUUGAUCACCGGAAAGAAAGCACUUGAAAGAUCAUAUGAAGAAAAUAUUCAUAUACUGCAAUGGGUUGUUCCCAUAAUUAAAGCAGGAAAUAUUCAAAACAUUAUGGAUUCGAGGUUGCAGGGUGAGUUCAGCAUCAAUUCAGCAUGGAAAGUCGUUGAGAUAGCCAUGUCAUGUGUUUCACAAAAUGCUGUCGAGAGGCCGGACAUUAACCAAAUUUUGGUAGAGCUAAAUGAAUGUCUCUCUUUGGAGAUGGUUCAGAGAAAUAAUGGAAGAGAAAGAGCUAUAGUUGAAAUUACUUCUGUAAAUCUUGGAUCACAAACUGCUCCUUUAGCUAGGUAACUGCUAUAUGAGCUAUUCGUCCUAUUUUCCGUGUCACUCUGAAUGUCUAAGUAUAGUAGUCCUCAUUUGUAUGAUAUGUAAUAUAAUAAUAUGUAUUUUGAAAGUUUACCAGAAAGAAAGAGUUGUGUGCCAACUACUAUAUAUGAGUGAUGCUUAAUUAAAAGAGUUACUUUCCUCUAAA